This is a messenger RNA of Myxocyprinus asiaticus (Chinese sucker), 6356 nucleotides long. Its product is annotated as eukaryotic translation initiation factor 4 gamma 1-like. Lineage: Eukaryota; Metazoa; Chordata; Actinopteri; Cypriniformes; Catostomidae. The coding region runs from base 183 to 5303 and encodes 1706 amino acids. The record is from RefSeq and is a predicted model, not a curated record. The transcript has 31 exons. Gene Ontology annotation, molecular function: protein binding; translation initiation factor activity; mRNA binding. Gene Ontology annotation, cellular component: eukaryotic translation initiation factor 4F complex.
CCGGUUUCCGCCGGAAAAGGUUUCGUCCCGGUCCAUACGGAUCUGUAUCUUCUGUCUCUCUUUCGUUUAGGUAGCGCGUCACUGAUCCGGUACAGAACCGGACCGACACCGAAGCUGAACGAUAAACUCCUGUCCGGUUUUGUCAGUAGGUGUUGCGUCUCGAUGCAGAUGCUCCGGGUGAAAUGAAUAAGCCUCUGUCAGGACCCCCCUCUGGCCCUCCCCACCCCUCCGCCCCGAUACCCGCACCCUCCCCGGGCCUGUCCCAGCCCGGUUUUCCUCCCGGCCCUCCUUCCUUUGUUUUCAGCACCCCUCCGCCACAGAUGAACCCCACCGCACAACCCCGACAGUUUGCCUCAGGUCCUAGAGCUUUACCACAGCAGGGAGGAUUCAGGUCAUUGCAGCCGUACUUUACCAGUCGGCCAACUUUACCCACCAAUUCUGGGCGUGUUCAACCAAGCUCCGCCCCUCGAUCCAUCCCGCCUCCCCACGGGGCACGCCCCACACAUGUAUUCCAGCCAAGCCCCUCCCAGAUGAUGAUGAUUCCCCAGCAACCAAUCAGCUUCACGAACUCGCAAGGUGCCGCCUACUAUAUUCCUGGCCAGUACCGCCCCUCAUACGUGACCCCUCAGCAGUAUCAGGUGGCCGGAUCUCCUGGUUUCUAUACUGGCUCAAGCCCGGCUGAUUACGCUGGGGCGUAUUACCCUGCCCAGCCCCAGUUCACGCCUCCUGUUGCCCCUGCGCCUGUUAUCCUGAACCCCGCCCCCCAGCAGCAACAGGCCCCGCCGCCUCCACAGCAUCAAGCACCGCCCAAACGAGAGCGUAAGCAGAUAAGAAUCAGAGACCCUAAUCAGGGUGGUCGUGACAUCACAGAAGAGAUCAUGUCAGGAGGUCGCAGUGGCUCGACACCUACACCUCCACAGUCAGUGCUGCCCGGCUCGGACGUAUGUAUCGUCACGCUGCCCAACGGUGACAACCCCAAACCUGAGGUCAUCAUGACAACCAGAGCGGAGUUUCCCAUCCCUCCAGGUGAAAGCCCCGUUCCUGAUGCCCCGCCCACUCCACCUCCCACCAGUUCAGUAAGUGACACAGUAGAUGCUCCGCCCCCUGCCGAUGAUGCCCAUGUGACGACCGCUGUGAUGGACACGCCCACAGAAGUGAAAUGGCAAGGCAAGAUUAUAGCGGUAUCCGCCCCCUCUAGUUCUAACGGUUCUGAAGCCACGCCCUCUAAAGAUAAAGAGGAGGGGCUUGUGACUGCCACCCUGCCUUUCCUCCGGACGGAGCCAGCACUUGAAUCUCCAAUAGUGCAACCCGAAGAGCUACAGCUAUUCAACGGCGUACCAGCAGGGGGCGUUCACACUCACGGCGACUACCAAGACGUCAGCCCUAUCGCCGAGCCUGAUGUCACUAAAGAAGCUCCACCGGUUACAGUGGAAAUGCCUGACGAGGCUCUCAAGGCGACGCCUGAUGUUGUUCAUAUUCCUCCUCAGGUUGUCAAAGAGACUAAGGAAGUGCCAGCUCCUGUUGUUAAGGAGCCCAUUCCUCCAGGUUUCAAGGAGACGCCUGCUCCUGUUGUAAAGGAGACUCCCGCUACUGUUGUCAAGCAGAUUUCUCCUGUGGUUGCCAAGGAAACGCCUACACCAGUUGAAGAGGAAGCUGCUCCACAGGUUACCCAGGAGGCUGUCAUCAAGGAAACUCCUGUUGUUAAGGAGAUGCCUGCUCCGAGUACUAAACAAACCCCGGAAACUGUUGUUAGCAAACCGCCUCCGCCUGUUGUCAAAGAAGCACCUUCACUUGCUGCCAAGGAAACACCCGAACCAGUCGUCAAGGAAACCACUGCACCCUCAGAGGUCAUUGCGGAUGUUUCUAAAGCCACACCCCCUUCAAUAGAAGAGCGGGAGGACACGCCCACUCCACAGACCACUCCCUCCGAGAGUACUAUGCAAGCGGUUUCUGUGCCAAAGAAGAAGAGAAAAAUGAAAGAUCUUAACAAGAAGGAGGCAGGCGAUGUGCUUGAUGCCUUUAAAGAGCCCACGCCCCCUGAGCCAGAGGCCACACCCCCAGUGAAGGCGGAGCCAGAGAGCACCGUCCUGGUGGCCCCGCCUCCUGUAGAAGAUGUGGAUGAGACCUGGGAGGAAAAAGAAGAUAAACUCGAUGCUGAAAACAUCAAGCCGCAGAGUCCCACCCCCACCUCGCCCACUGAACAGAAAUACCAGUACAAAGAAGAACAAUGGAAACCUCUGAACCCAGAGGAGAAGAAGAAAUACGAUCGAGAGUUUCUGCUCGGCUUCCAGUUUAUCAGUGCCAGCAUGCACAAACCUGAGGGACUACCACAAAUCUCAGACGUAGUUCUGGACAAGGCCAAUAAAACUCCUCUGAGGCAGUUGGAUCCGAGUCGUUUGCCUGGAAUGAACUGCGGUUCAGACUUCACGCCUUCAUUCGCCAACCUCGGUCGCCCAUCAGUCGGGGGGCGUGGCCCGCCGUCCGGUCUGAGCGGCCCUCGCCGUUCCGGUCAGGGCCAGCGCGGGAAGGAGCCACGUAAGAUCAUCGCGAGCGUUUCCCUGAAUGAGGACGUGCAGCUGAAUAAAGCGGAGAAGGCUUGGAAGCCGUCUGUGAAGGGCGGGAGUCGUGUUGAGGAGGACGCCGCUGAUGGAAUAAAGACGCAAGAGCUGUUCAAACGUGUACGCAGCGUGUUAAACAAACUGACGCCGCAGAUGUUCCAGCCGCUCAUGAAGCAGGUGACCGAACUGAGCAUUGACACGGAGGAGCGUCUGAAGGGAGUCAUCGACCUCAUCUUUGAGAAAGCCAUCUCUGAACCGAACUUCUCGGUCGCUUACGCCAACAUGUGCCGCUGCCUGAUCAGUCUUAAAGUUCCCACAACAGAUAAACCUGGAGUGACGGUGAAUUUCAGGAAGCUGUUGCUGAAUCGCUGUCAGAAAGAGUUCGAGAAGGACAAAGACGAUGAUGAAACGUUUGAGAAGAAACAGAAAGAGCUGGACGCCGCCUCAGGGGAGGAGGAGAAGCAAAGGUUGAAGGAGGAGCUCGAAGAUGCCAAAGACCAAGCCCGGCGACGGUCGCUAGGCAACAUCAAAUUCAUAGGCGAGUUGUUCAAGUUGAAGAUGUUAACGGAGACUAUCAUGCACGACUGUAUCGUUAAACUGCUGAAGAAUCACGAUGAGGAGAGUUUAGAGUGUCUCUGUCGACUGCUGUCAACCAUCGGGAAAGAUCUGGACUUCGAGAAGGCAAAGCCGAGAAUGGAUCAAUAUUUUCACCAGAUGGAGAAAAUUAUUAAGGAGAAGAAAACCUCUUCCAGAACUCGUUUCAUGUUGCAGGAUGUUCUUGAUUUACGAAGGAAUAACUGGGUCCCUCGCAGAGGAGAUCAGGGGCCAAAGACUAUCGAGCAGAUCCACAAGGAGGCGGAGCUUGAAGAGCACAGAGAACAGGCCAAAGUUCAACAGCAGCUGCUGUCUAAGAAGGAUGGCCGCAGUGGUGGUGGAGGAGGAGGAGGAGGGGGAGGAGGAGGGGGGGUCGGUGGUCUGGGGCCCCGCGGUGGACCGCACGGACCUGGUUCCCGUGGCAACCAGGCCCCUGAUGACGGCUGGAACACGGUGCCCAUUUCCACCAAAAACAGACCGAUUGAUCCCACACGACUCAGCAAGAUCACUAAGCCGGGCGCUUUGGACUUCAAUAACCAGCUUCUUGCCCCAGGGGGUAAAGGAACAUGGGGCAGUUGGGGCAAAGGGAGUAGCGGAGGCUCGGGGGCCAAACCCAGCGACAGCGGAUCUCAGGAGUUUGGUCGCGCGAGCAAUCUGAAUCGAUUCUCAGCACUUCAGCAGCCUUCCUCAUCUUCCUCAUCAUCUUCUGCCAACAUCGACUCUGACAGGAGGGUUCCUAACAGGAAUAGCUCCAGUCGGGAACGAAGCGAUCGUUUUGACCGCCGUGAUGAUCGCAUGGACAGGGGCGGUGACCGCUACGAUCGCCGUGACGAUCGCGGAUCAGACCGGCUGGACCGGAAUCGUCCCGCGGUCAGCAAGCGAAGUUUCAGCCGCGAGAAGGACAGGAGCCGGGAGCAAGACCAGCGUCCUGUUGAAACGGUCCGCCGCGUGUCCAGCAUGACAGACGAGCGCGAGAGAGAAAGAGAACGCUGUAACCGCGAGAAUGUGAAGAGAGAGACCGUACCGACUCCUCCACCUAUUUCCUCUAAACCUGCCCUGACAGAAGAAGAACUGGAGAAGAAAUCAGCUGCCAUCAUAGAGGAAUACUUGCACAUCAAUGACAUGAAGGAGGCAUUGCAGUGCGUCAGUGAGCUGAACUGCGCAUCUCUGCUUUCUGUGUUUGUGCGGACGGGAAUCGAGUCGACGCUGGAGCGCAGCACCAUCACCAGAGAGCACAUGGGUUUACUGUUUCACCAACUUGUCAAAACACAAACACUAUCAACACAACAAUACUUCAAAGGGCUGUUGGAGGUGUUGGAAGUGGCAGAGGAUAUGGCUAUAGAUAUUCCUCACUUCUGGCUGUAUCUGGCUGAACUCAUCUGCCCCCUGCUGCAUGAGGGGGGCAUUCCAAUGGGCCCGCUGUUCAGGGAGGUGUCUAAACCACUGGAGCCUCUGGGGAAAGCUGGAGUUUUACUGGCACAGAUCCUCAACCUGCUCUGCAAAGCAAUGAGUCAUAAGAAGGUGGGACUGAUGUGGAGGGAGGCGGGGCUUAGCUGGAAAGACUUCCUGCCAGAAGAUGAGGACGUCAAUAAGUUUGUCACCGAGAAGGGAGUAGAAUUCACUCUGGGAGACGAGUGUGUGAAGAGUAGCAGUAAAUCUUCUCUGAGUUCAGAAGAGAUCUCGAGAGAACUCGAGCGACUGCUACAAGAGAAAGCCGACAACCAGAGGAUCUUUGACUGGGUUGAGGCUAACCUGGAUGAGCAGCAAACGGCAACCAACACAUUCAUCCGAGCGCUGAUGACAGCAGUUUGUCAGUCUGCCGUCAUCUGUGAGAACCCAUAUAAAGUAGAUGCUAAAGAAAUUACCCAGAGGGCCAAGCUGCUGCAACGCUACCUUAAAGACGAACAGAAAGAACUGCAGGCGCUGUAUGCUCUCCAGAGUCUCAUGGUUCAAAUGGAGCAACCUCCGAAUUUGCUGCGGAUGUUUUUUGACGUGUUGUAUGACGAGGACGUCAUAAAAGAGGAGGGCUUCUAUAGGUGGGAGUCGAGCAAAGACCCCGCGGAACAGCUGGGCAAGGGCGUCGCCCUCAAAUCAGUCACCGCCUUCUUUACCUGGCUGCGCGAAGCUGAGGACGAAUCAGACAACAGCUAGAUUUUUGGCCCCGCCCACUAAGAACGUUUGACGUGGAGUACAAAUGGAAAAAAAACAAUUGGGAGGUUUUCAGUAUUUGGACAUCUGGUGAUUUUUUGUUUUUUUUUGUUUUGUUUGUUUAGUCUUUCGGUUGCGCAAGGAAAUAACGAGUAUUAGAGGAUAUCAAGCCUUACCUGCUCACCACAGUUUGUGGGGUUUUAGUCGUUUGCAUUGCUGCUUGCUCUUUCAUGCUCCUGCUGCCAUGGAGACGGACAUUGCUGACAUCAUCGUAUCAUUAGUUUAUGAUGUCACUCCCUGGUUCUAUUUUUUGUUCGGAAACCCUUUAUAUUAUUAUCUCUGACCUAGUUUUGCGUGGACCGGGUGAUCGCGUGCGUACGAGGAGGAUUGCCGUUUAGUUUUGGACUUUUUUUUUUUUUUUUUUUCCUCUGUGGGAUUUUGUUUUUGAGUGAUUUGAGGUCUUUUCUUUUUCUACUUUUUUAUGAUGGAAAAAUCUAACAAAAACAAAAAUGCAAAUCGUGUCGCCCGUUUCAGAGCUGCGAGUUUUGGCGGACUGUGUCGUUUCGUUGCAGCUCCGGGCGAUGCGUGCACGGGAACGUGCUAGAGACAUGAACUUUGACCUUUUUGCUGCUGCUCGCCGGGGGGACGUUUCUGCCGGUCUGACCUCACCUGACCUGACAUGCGGUUCCAUAACACAUCAAACUUAAUGGAAAAAUAAAAAACUUAAAAAAAUAAGAAAUAAAGAGGGGCGGACUCUUUGAAGAGGAGAGAUUGUGGAGGUUUACUGCACCUUCUGCAUCUGUAGUGGACUUUACAAAAUAAAUCAUUAUUACAGCUUGAAAAUAUAUAUAUAUAUAUAUAUAUAUAUAUAUAUAUAUAUAUAUAUAUAAACUCUUUAAAAAUGUUUAAGAGAAAAAAAUAAUGCAAAAAGCUGGAGAAUGAGAGAGUUUGAAUACUACAUGCCUUCUGGGCUUCCUGGAGUGGAGGUGCAUUUCAGGAGCGCCCUGUAAAUAAUCUUUUUUUUUUUUUUUUUUUUUUUUUUUUUGGAAAUAGAAA